Naegleria gruberi is the source of this 315-nucleotide messenger RNA. RefSeq lists its product as uncharacterized. The record is from RefSeq and is a predicted model, not a curated record. The coding region runs from base 1 to 315 and encodes 104 amino acids. The transcript has a single exon. NCBI's taxonomy places the organism in Eukaryota, Heterolobosea, Eutetramitea, Acrasida, Naegleriidae.
AUGCGCUUUUGGUCCAAACUAUUCAAAAGUGUGCGAAGGAAUGAAGAAGGAGAUGAUACCAUCACACCAUCCAACAUUUCCACCUCUUCUUCAUCAUCAAAAAACAAACCCAACCGAACAAAUUCUCCCUCCAUAAUUUCUAAAAAAAUUUACGAUAAUGGCGGUGGCGCUGAUGAUGAAUCGCAGGACUCUUCAAAUUCCAAUGGUGGAAAUUCCAUCGACUAUGCAAAAUUAAAUUUGGAAGAUGUUUUUGAUUUGGAGGGAAUUGAGGUGAUGUGUAGGGAGGCUGAAGAUUUGAAUUUAAUUGAAUUGUAG